CCCAUCGUUAUAAACUACAAUUAACAUCGUCACCAAGCCAAUAAAAAAAAAUCGUGAAAACGUCUGUGGAUUAAUUUAAACAAGUUCUACAGCAUCAAACAAAGAGCACUUCUAAACACUCUUGCAACAGGAACAAGUCAUGACGCGAGAGGUAUUUUUGCUUGUUCUUGGGGUCAUCUUGACUUCAUGGUGCACAGGUCAACGAAUUCAAACAGUGGAGGUGGGAAAUUCCCGUUAUUUUAUUUCCAAUGUGUCUCCCUACUCGCCAACCCUCAACUGGUUCCUUGCUUACGAGUACUGUCGCAACAUCGGCAUGGAACUCCUAUCCCUCGAACAGACAGAGGAGGCCACUGACGUUAACGCAUUUUUAAGAGAAAAUAAUUAUAUCAGCACUGACUACUGGACAAGCGGAAACCAACUUGGGUCAGCUAUGUGGCUCUGGAUGAGUACAGGUCAACCCUUCAAUAGCACUUUCAACUACUGGGGAGCUGGUGGACCACCUUUAACUAAAUCACAGCAAUCAUGUAUGAGUACCCAGGAAGCAACCUGGUCUCCCCACAAUUGCAUGGAUUCUAAGGCAUUCAUCUGUGAACAAACGCGCUGCUUCUACUACAAUUAUGUAACCACUAAUCGCGGCUCAAGCCAGGGGAAUACAACAGUUCUUCCCGGCAUCACACGUAUCACGAACAGGCCACAACUAAUCAGAGGAACAACUCGGCCUCAGACAGGUGCUUCAUCACCAGAUACUAUAUUUGAAACACAAACUCAAGCCUCAAAUACUAAGGAUACAACAGAAACUCCCAUUUCAACUGUGGUAACAACAGAACCUGCUGGAUCUCUGGAGGAAGAUUACACAACUACAAUCCCUCGGGGAGUUCCUAAAAUUAUGCCUACUACAGAGGAAACAGAAACCAUACCUUCAACAGCCUUACAAGAAGGUACAUCGCUGCCUAUCAAAGUGAUGCCUAUUGUUCUUCCCAACAUUGAUGACCCUUCCAAUGAUGCCAAAAGUAAUGAGAUUGUUCCGACACUGCAAGAUUCCUUUCUUCAGAUACUUCAGCCUCCAACUAGAGAAUUUACCCCAACUGCAACUAAGUCUAAUACUCCAAGUGUACCAGCUAAUGUCAAUCUCAUGGAAAUUCUAAGCAGAAAAGAAACAUUUAGCUGGGCUUUGGCAGAUGGAACAUCUGACCCAUCUUAAGUUUGAUGGCAAAGCUAAAGGGCAUAUGACUACCUAUAAACAAGACUUGGGAAAGAAAGCUAUGGGAAUCAUGUUUUGAAAGAAGCUGGUAUGCUUUUCAAUACAUUUAUUUGGAACACUGCUUUAAAAUAUUUUCCUAUAUAAGGUUACA
This is a messenger RNA of Macrobrachium nipponense, 1352 nucleotides long. RefSeq lists its product as uncharacterized. The transcript is spliced from 5 exons. The coding region runs from base 140 to 1201 and encodes 353 amino acids. The record is from RefSeq and is a predicted model, not a curated record. NCBI's taxonomy places the organism in Eukaryota, Metazoa, Arthropoda, Malacostraca, Decapoda, Palaemonidae.